AUGGUGUCGGAUUUUCCGACAGUUGGUACUAGUUCAGAUGCUGGUACUAGAUCAGAUGCUGGUACUAGUUCAGAUGUUGGUACUAGAUCAGAUGCUGGUACUAGUUCAGAUGUUGGUACUAGAUCAGAUGCUGGUACUAGUUCAGAUGCUGGUACUAGUUCAGAUGCUGGUACUAGAUCAGAUGCUGGUACUAGAUCAGAUGCUGGUACUAGUUCAGAUGCUGGUACUAGUUCAGAUGCUGGUACUAGAUCAGAUGCUGGUACUAGAUCAGAUGCUGGUACUAGAUCAGAUGCUGGUACUAGAUCAGAUGCUGGUACUAGUUCAGAUGCUGGUACUAGUUCAGAUGCUGGUACUAGAUCAGAUGCUGGUACUAGAUCAGAUGCUGGUACUAGUUCAGAUGCUGGUACUAGUUCAGAUGCUGGUACUAGAUCAGAUGCUGGUACUAGUUCAGAUGCUGGUACUAGUUCAGAUGCUGGUACUAGAUCAGAUGCUGGUACUAGAUCAGAUGCUGGUACUAGUUCAGAUGCUGGUACUAGUUCAGAUGCUGGUACUAGUUCAGAUGCUGGUACUAGAUCAGAUGCUGGUACUAGUUCAGAUGCUGGUACUAGAUCAGAUGCUGGUACUAGUUCAGAUGCUGGUACUAGUUCAGAUGCUGGUACUAGUUCAGAUGCUGGUACUAGUUCAGAUGCUGGUACUAGUUCAGAUGCUGGUACUAGAUCAGAUGCUGGUACUAGUUCAGAUGCUGGUACUAGUUCAGAUGCUGGUACUAGAUCAGAUGCUGGUACUAGAUCAGAUGUUGGUACUAGAUCAGAUGCUGGUACUAGAUCAGAUGUUGGUACUAGUUCAGAUGCUGGUACUAGUCCAGAUGCUGGUACUAGUUCAGAUGUUGGUACUAGAUCAGAUGUUGGUACUAGAUCAGAUGUUGGUACUAGUUCAGAUGCUGGUACUAGUUCAGAUGCUGGUACUAGAUCAGAUGCUGGUACUAGAUCAGAUGUUGGUACUAGAUCAGAUGUUGGUACUAGUUCAGAUGCUGGUACUAGUCCAGAUGCUGGUACUAGAUCAGAUGCUGGUACUAGUUCAGAUGCUGGUACUAGUCCAGAUGCUGGUACUAGUUCAGAUGCUGGUCCUAGUCCAGAUGCUGGUACUAGAUCAGAUGCUGGUACUAGAUCAGAUGUUGGUACUAGUUCAGAUGCUGGUACUAGAUCAGAUGCUGGUACUAGAUCAGAUGCUGGUACUAGUUCAGAUGCUGGUACUAGUCCAGAUGCUGGUACUAGUCCAGAUGCUGGUACUAGUUCAGAUGCUGGUACUAGUCCAGAUGCUGGUACUAGUUCAGAUGCUGGUACUAGUCCAGAUGCUGGUACUAGUUCAGAUGCUGGUACUAGUUCAGAUGCUGGUACUAGUUCAGAUGCUGGUACUAGAUCAGAUGCUGGUACUAGUUCAGAUGCUGGUACUAGUUCAGAUGCUGGUACUAGUUCAGAUGUUGGUACUAGUUCAGAUGCUGGUACUAGUUCAGAUGCUGGUACUAGUUCAGAUGCUGGUACUAGUUCAGAUGCUGGUACUAGUUCAGAUGCUGGUACUAGUUCAGAUGUUGGUACUAGAUCAGAUGCUGGUACUAGAUCAGAUGCUGGUACUAGAUCAGAUGCUGGUACUAGAUCAGAUGCUGGUACUAGUUCAGAUGCUGGUACUAGUCCAGAUGCUGGUACUAGUUCAGAUGCUGGUACUAGUCCAGAUGCUGGUACUAGUCCAGAUGCUGGUACUAGAUCAGAUGCUGGUACUAGUCCAGAUGCUGGUACUAGUCCAGAUGCUGGUACUAGAUCAGAUGCUGGUACUAGAUCAGAUGCUGGUACUAGAUCAGAUGCUGGUACUAGAUCAGAUGCUGGUACUAGAUCAGAUGCUGGUACUAGAUCAGAUGCUGGUACUAGUCCAGAUGCUGGUACUAGAUCAGAUGCUGGUACUAGAUCAGAUGCUGGUACUAGUUCAGAUGCUGGUACUAGAUCAGAUGCUGGUACUAGUCCAGAUGCUGGUACUAGAUCAGAUGCUGGUACUAGAUCAGAUGCUGGUACUAGAUCAGAUGCUGGUACUAGAUCAGAUGCUGGUACUAGAUCAGAUGCUGGUACUAGUCCAGAUGUUGGUACUAGAUCAGAUGCUGGUACUAGAUCAGAUGCUGGUACUAGUUCAGAUGCUGGUACUAGAUCAGAUGCUGGUACUAGAUCAGAUGCUGGUACUAGAUCAGAUGCUGGUACUAGAUCAGAUGCUGGUACUAGAUCAGAUGCUGGUACUAGAUCAGAUGCUGGUACUAGUCCAGAUGCUGGUACUAGAUCAGAUGCUGGUACUAGAUCAGAUGCUGGUACUAGUUCAGAUGCUGGUACUAGAUCAGAUGCUGGUACUAGAUCAGAUGCUGGUACUAGAUCAGAUGCUGGUACUAGUUCAGAUGCUGGUACUAGAUCAGAUGCUGGUACUAGAUCAGAUGCUGGUACUAGAUCAGAUGCUGGUACUAGAUCAGAUGCUGGUACUAGAUCAGAUGCUGGUACUAGAUCAGAUGCUGGUACUAGAUCAGAUGCUGGUACUAGUUCAGAUGCUGGUACUAGAUCAGAUGCUGGUACUAGAUCAGAUGCUGGUACUAGAUCAGAUGCUGGUACUAGAUCAGAUGCUGGUACUAGAUCAGAUGCUGGUACUAGAUCAGAUGCUGGUACUAGAUCAGAUGCUGGUACUAGAUCAGAUGCUGGUACUAGAUCAGAUGCUGGUCCUAGAGUGUAA
Molecule: messenger RNA, 2757 nt
Organism: Procambarus clarkii (red swamp crayfish)
Lineage: Eukaryota; Metazoa; Arthropoda; Malacostraca; Decapoda; Cambaridae
Source: RefSeq, a predicted model, not a curated record